Calypte anna (Anna's hummingbird) is the source of this 8096-nucleotide messenger RNA. It is a transcript of the gene RALGAPA2, whose product is annotated as Ral GTPase activating protein catalytic alpha subunit 2. The coding region runs from base 69 to 5990 and encodes 1973 amino acids. Gene Ontology annotation, cellular component: nucleus; cytoplasm. Gene Ontology annotation, molecular function: GTPase activator activity. The transcript has 40 exons. NCBI's taxonomy places the organism in Eukaryota, Metazoa, Chordata, Aves, Apodiformes, Trochilidae. Gene Ontology annotation, biological process: positive regulation of GTPase activity; regulation of small GTPase mediated signal transduction. The record is from RefSeq and is a predicted model, not a curated record.
CGGACCCGCCGCCACCGCCGCCCCCGGGGGAGCCCCUUCUCCUCAUCCGCCGGGUGCCCCCCGCCGGGAUGUUCUCCAGGAAGGGCCACGCCGAUGUCAGGAAAUCCACGCAGAAGGCGCUGGACCCCAAGCGGGACGUACUCACCCGCCUCAAGCACCUCCGGGCGCUGCUGGAUAAUGUGGAUGGAAGUGACUUGAAGCAUUUUUUUGAGAACAAUUAUUCUCAAAUUUAUUUUAUAUUCUAUGAAAACUUCAUAACACUGGAAAACAGCUUGAAACAAAAAGGGAAUAAGUCACAAAGGGAGGAGCUGGACUCCAUUCUCUUUCUUUUUGAAAAAAUAUUGCAGCUACUACCUGAGAGGAUUUUUUAUCGAUGGCAUUUUCGCAGUAUAGGGUCAAUUCUGAAGAAACUUUUACACACUGGAAAUUCCCUCAAGAUAAGAUGUGAAGGAAUCCGACUGUUUCUUCUCUGGCUUCAAGCGCUUCAGACUAACUGUGCGGAAGAGCAGAUAUUAAUAUUUGCAUGCCUUGUGCCUGGCUUCCCACCCAUUGUGUCCUCCCGAGGCCCCUGUACACUAGAUAACCUCAUUAGCCCUCCUAAUUCUCCAGAAGCCAAGAUUUUUCCAGAAGAAAUAACUCCACUUUUGCCAGCUGUUUCUGGAGAGAAAAUUGCUGAAGACCAAACCUGCUAUUUUCUUCAGCUACUGUUAAAGUAUAUGGUAAUUCAGGCUGCAAGCUUGGAGUGGAAGAACAAGGAGAACCAAGACACUGGUUUUAAGUUUCUCUUUACUUUGUUUAGAAAAUAUUAUCUUCCUCAUUUAUUUCCAUCUUUUACAAAGCUAACCAACCUCUACAAACCUGUUCUUGAUAUUCCUGAUACGAGACCAAGACCAGUAUACAUUACUGCAACACGAAACAAUGAAAAUGUUUAUUGCACAAAAAUCCCAUAUAUGGCAGCUCGAGUUGUUUUUAUUAAGUGGCUUGUUACCUUCUUUCUUGAAAAGAAAUAUUUAACUGCUGUUCAGAAUAACAAAAAUGGAGGAGAAAUGCUCCCUAAAAUAAUUCAGACUGUUGGUGGUGUAAACCAAGAUAAAAAUGCAGAGCUGGAAACCAGUAUGUCUUACAGCAGUGAGCAGGAGAGAAGCCAUUCCAACAGCAGCACCUUGUCUGACAGGAGGCUCAGCAACUCCAGCCUCUGCAGCAUCGAGGAGCAGCACAGGAGUGUCUAUGAGAUGGUGCAGAGGAUCCUCUUAUCCACCCGGGGAUAUGUUAACUUUGUUAAUGAGGUGUUUCGACAAGCUUUUUUAUUGCCUCCCUCUGAUAUCUCUGCAACACGGAAAGUGGUGAAGGUGUAUCGGAAGUGGAUAUUGCAGGAGAAACCUGUGUUCAUGGAGGAGCCAGACAAGAAGGAUGACAGCCAGGAUGCUGCUGCCAGCUUAGAGGAGUCGUCAGUGCAAGUGGAUGGUAAACAUCUCUCCUCUGAGCACUCUGGACACAAGCGCUCCUCCAGCUGGGGCAGGACGUACUCCUUCACCAGUGCUGUUAGCAGAGGGUGUGUGGUAGAGGAUGAGGACAAAAAUGUUAAAGCUGGUGCUCAAGCAGCAUUGCAGGUGUUUGUGACAAACUCUGCAAAUGUUUUCUUACUGGAACCGUGCCUUGAAGUCCCUCUGCUUCUGAAGGAACAAGUUGAUGCUUGCAAAGCAGUUCUGGGCAUCUUCAGGCGCAUGAUAAUGGAACUAUCGAUGAACAAAAAGACAUGGGAACAGAUGCUACAAAUACUCCUUAGAAUAACAGAAGCUGUGAUGCAGAAGCCAAAAGAAAGCCAAGUGAAGGACACGUUUGCUCAGAGCAUGUCAGGAUUACUUUUCCGAACCCUGAUUGUGGCUUGGAUCAGAGCAAACCUGAGUGUUUACAUUUCCCGGGAGCUGUGGGAUGAGCUGCUCAGUGUUCUGUCCUCCCUGACCGACUGGGAGGAGCUGAUAAACGAGUGGGCCAAUAUCAUGGACUCUCUCACAGCAGUGCUGGCAAGAACUGUGUAUGGGGUGGAAAUGACAAACCUACCCUUGGAUAAGCUCAGUGAACAAAAGGAAAAAAAGCAGAGAGGAAAAGGUGUCAUUUUAGAGCCUCAGAAGACAGCUGUAGUGGGAAGAUCUUUUUCACUAAGCUGGAAGAGUCACCCUGAAGUUGUGGAGCCAAUGAGAUUCAGAAGUGCAACAACCUCUGGAGCCCCAGGAGUUGAGAAGGCAAGAAAUAUUGUUCGUCAAAGAGCAACAGCUAAGCGAAGCCAGUCUAUCAGCAACUGUGCUCAUCUUUAUGAGGCUUUGCCAGCCACUAAAAGUGUACCUCUUCUGCUUCACACUGUGAGCUCUCUCUUACCUGGUAUCUCUUACACUUCUUGCUCUCACAGACUGUCAGAAGUUGAAGAAUCUCAACAGCUGGAAAAUUCAACAGGAUCAGAAGCCACGGGGCUGUUUGCAGACCAAGAGCAGCAACUAACUCGAAGCAGCAGCACCUCAGAUAUUGCUGAUCAGUUGCCAUCUGAUUUUUUUCAGGGUAAAAAGUCUGGGAGCUCUCAUAAUUUAACUUCUUCAGACUCCAAAUCACUUCAGGAAAGUAAGGGAUAUAUGAAGAAGGAACAAGAAGCUGAGCAAGCACUGGUACAAAGAAGCAGUAGUACAGCUGAGUUAGAUUUGAAGGCAGACUUGCAGCAGGCUCAUGGAAAUUACAGAGAGAGAGAGAAAAGUGAAAGUGUCAGCAGUGACACGUCCGUGGGUUAUAAUAAUGAAGUGGAGAUUGCACUGAUCCCCUGGCAAGCUGCUGAAGAUGACCAUGAAGUUAAUGCCUCAGCAGAUGUUUGUGUGGAUCCUGAUGCCCCUCGCUGGCUUCAGCUUAGUCCCUCAGACACUGCAAAUUUAACAGACAGUAGUGAGUUCCUAGCUGAUGACUGCAGUAUCAUUGCUGGUGGAAGCCUCAUCGGUUGGCAUCCUGAUUCUGCUGCAGUGUUGUGGAGGAGGAUCUUGGGGAUUCUUGGAGAUGUGAACAAUAUACAGUCACCUAAAAUCCAUGCAAAAGUUUUCGGGUAUCUUUAUGAGUUGUGGUUUAAACUUGCAAAGAUACGGGACAACCUUGCCAUCAGUGUGGACAACCAGUCUACCCCUUCUCCUCCUGUCUUAAUUCCUCCUCUCAGAAUCUUUGCUUCAUGGUUAUUCAAGGCAACCACCCUGCCCAGUGAGUAUAAGGAAGGCAAACUGCAGGCAUACAGGCUGAUCUGUGCUAUGAUGACUCGGCGGCAAGAUGUUCUGCCAAAUUCUGAUUUCCUGGUUCAUUUUUAUUUUGUGAUGCACCUUGGCUUGACAAGUGAAGACCAGGAUAUCUUGAACACUGUCAUCAGGCACUGCCCACCCUGGUUUUUCUUCCUGAGCUUACCUGGCUUCACAGUGCUGAUUGGGGACUUCAUCUCUGCAGCAGCCAGGGUGCUGAGCUCAGACCUGCUGGAGGCUCCCCGCUCAGAAGCUCACACCAUCCUUGGUUCUCUUGUUUGCUUUCCAAAUAUCUACCAAGAAAUCCCACUCCUGAGGCCCAUCUCAGACGCUGGAGAUCUCAUCGCGGGAACGUCAGAUGUGAAGUGCUACCUCAUAAAUAUUUUACUGAAGAAUGCUACAGAGGAACCAAGUGAAGCUGCAAGAUGCAUUGCCAUUUGUGGCCUUGGAGUUUGGAUAUGUGAAGAGCUAGCACAGUGCACCAACCAUCCCCAGGUGAAGGAGGCCAUCAAUGUCAUAGGUGUGACACUGAAGUUUUCUAAUAAACUAGUAGCUCAAGUAGCCUGUGAUGUUCUUCAGCUGCUGGUUUCUUAUUGGCAAAAGCUUCAGAAGUAUCAAGCCUCUCUCUCCAGAAAAAUUACUGAAAUCCUUGUGGCCACUAUUGCAUUUCUUUUGCCAAGUGCUGAGUACUCCUCUGUGGAAGCAGAUAAAAAGUUUAUAGUUUCACUGCUGCUUUGCUUGUUGGACUGGUGUAUGGCACUGCCCAUGAAAAUGCUACUGGAGCCAGUGUCUGCUGGUGCUCUUGAAGAUCAGCAUGCAUCCAAAGCACCUUUACUGGACUACAUUUACAGGGUCCUGCACUGCUGUGUGAAUGGCUCCUCUACGUACACUCAGCAGAGCCAUUAUGUGCUGAGUCUGGCAGAUCUCUCCUCCAGUGAUUAUGAUCCCUUUUUGCCACUGGGAAAUGUCAAGAGCUCUGAGCCUGCCCAGUGCCACCCCUCCAUGGAUCUGGGCAACCUGCUGACUGUUGCUGAGGAAAAAAAGAGGAGGAAUUUGGAGUUGAUACCUUUAACAGCACGGAUGGUUAUGGCUCACCUGGUGAAUCACCUGAGCCACUACCCGCUCAGUGGAGGCCCUGCUAUUCUCCACAGUCUCCUUAGUGAGAACCACGACAACUCCUACGUGGAGUCCUCUGAGCUGUCCUCUGAAGUCUUCCGGAGUCCCAACCUGCAGCUCUUUGUCUUUAAUGACAGCACUCUCAUAUCUUACCUCCAAAUCCCUGCAGAGAAGAAGGCAGACACUGAGCCAGCAGCAGCCCCCUCCAGUGUCAGGGUCAUCGUCAGGGACAUCUCUGGGAAGUACUCCUGGGAUGGCAGAAUACUGUAUGGGCCUUUGGAGGGCUGCCUCCCACGGCAGAGCUCAGCCAACACCUUUGUCAUCUCAGGAAACCCUGAGCACAACUUCAUUUCCCAGAAGGACAUUGCUCAGGUGGAAGAAGGAGAAGAUGCUCUUGACCAGUUGCUGGAAAAGAUCGGGAGCAGCAGUCCCGAGUGCCUUCUGCAUCCCCAGCGCAAGCUGAAUGAGCCCUCACCACCACCCUUUGGCAUGAGCCACGACCAAGAAAAUGCCAUCACUGAAGCCCUGCUGAGGCAGAGUGCCCAGGAAAAAGAGUAUAUAUUUAAGUGCAGCUCUGACUCCAGUAUGAAGGUGGGCUGUCAAGAAGAACCACGUCCUGCUGAACCUCAGGCCUCCUUUUAUUUCUGUCGGCUGUUGCUAAACGACUUGGGAAUGAAUUCCUGGGACAGAAGGAAAAGCUUUCAUCUUCUUAAGAAAAAUUCAAAAUUACUGCGAGAAUUGAAAAACCUGGAUUCCCGGCAAUGCCGUGAAACUCACAAGAUUGCAGUGUUCUACAUUGCAGAAGGACAGGAGGACAAGUGUUCCAUCCUGUCCAAUGCAAGGGGAAGCCAGGCAUAUGAAGAUUUCGUUGCUGGACUAGGCUGGGAGGUUGACCUUUCAACACACGGUGGGUUUAUGGGCGGCCUGCAGCGCAACGGCAGCACGGGGCUCACUGCCCCCUACUAUGCUACCUCUACUGUGGAAAUCAUUUUUCAUGUCUCUACAAGAAUGCCCUCAGAUUCAGAUGAUUCACUCACCAAAAAGCUUCGUCACUUGGGAAAUGAUGAGGUUCACAUCGUCUGGUCUGAGCACACCAGGAACUACCGCAGAGGCAUUAUACCCACAGACUUUGGAGAUGUUCUAAUUGUUAUUUAUCCCAUGAAGAAUCACAUGUUUUUCAUAGAGAUAAUGAAGAAACCAGAGGUGCCCUUCUUUGGUCCUCUCUUCGAUGGAGCAAUUGUGACUGCAAAGCUGCUGCCAAGCCUCAUCUGUGCCACGUGCAUCAAUGCCAGCAGAGCUGUCAAGUCACUCAUCCCUCUCUACCAGAGCUUUUAUGAGGAAAGAGCUCUGUAUCUCGAAGCAAUAAUCCAGAACCAUAAAGAAGUAAUGACGUUCGAGGAUUUUGCCGCUCAGGUCUUUUCUCCCUCUCCCAGCUACUCCCUGGGUGGAACUGGCUGCCUCACCACCAGCACCAGCGCCAGCGCUGACCUGGCUGCCACCGUAGGGCUGGAGUUAGCAGAGCUGCCCUCUCCCACGCUGCCACGUGCCUCCAGGAACAGAGUCUCGGGGAAGCUUCGCCGCUCAGCCAGCGCACUCAGCAAAUCUUCCAACUGAGGGGCUGUGGGAGCACAACUCCACCCAAGGGACCUUAGAAUAAAUAAUUUGCUGCCUCUACAGAGCUUGCAGGUUUGGAUGAGCAGGUGUCAGAGGGAGCAGCCAAGGGGUUUGCUUGGUCACUUUCUCCUGCAGCCAGCCAGGGGUGGCUGAUGCUCAUAUCUCCCCUGCUCACCCUCCUGCGUUUCACUCCGUUUCCAUCAGAGACUGGCAGGAGCUGUCACUGCUGGGGUGGCAGUGGCUGCCCAAGCACAGGGGCUGGUGUCACAGCAAGAGGACACAAACCGUACUGAAACCAGUUCUUAAAUGUAACUGUAGAGCACGUAGUCAUUCCAGUCGGCACUUAAUUGUCUGUUAGGGAAUCUUAAAUAGACAGAGGUUUUCACCUGACAAGCCAGGAAACACGCAUCCCCUCCUGGGAGCGGGUGGGUGGUGGAGGUGCUUUCCAGGCUGUGCUCAGCCUUGCUCCCUGGCUACAGCCUGUGGUCAUCCAGCACUGGCUCUGUGCCUAUAGCAAAGAAUUAGUAAUUGCCAGAGAUCACCUACCUGAAAUGCAGGAGGGAAUGUCCCGUUUCACAGCUCAGCACCUGCACCGCGCUCCCUGCGCACGGGCACCCAGCAGUGCUGGCUGCAGUGCUGGAGCCAAAGGCACUGAGGGCCCUGCGGGUGCAGCAGAUCACAUGUGAACACCAGGGCAGGCAGGAGGCACCUGUGAGCAGCUACCAGGCCAGUUGGGUUUUACCUUCAUGUCUUGGCCCUCCCUCCAACAAUGGCUUUGGCUUCAGGAUGGCUGUGCCAGCCGCCAUGGUGCAUGCAAUGCCUGCGUGUGUGAACUGCUCACUAGGAAAAUAACCAAAUUCCUUUCUGAAGAGAAACUGCUGCAUGUUUGCCAUGACUACUGCUCACCAUGGUUUGCAUAGUUAGCCCUCCUAGGUAACCACCUCACCUUGUCACAGCAUGCAUCAGGGCAAUAGUCUGCAACUUGAAGCAUCUCUAGUUAGAAUAAACUAAAACUGAAGGCUUUGGAGGGCAUGCAGGGUCCUCCUGGCACUUUGUGUAGUAAGCAGAGCUUGCAUUUUCAACAGGAAACGUAUUUCUGUCUAGGUGUAUCAUAGGUUUCUAGGGGCGUAACUUUUUAUAGCUAAAAAUCCUGUAUUUUAGAAACAAAUCUGAGCACUACCCUGCUACCCCGUGGUGUGGAGGAGGACGGCCAGACUGAAGGCAGAAAUCCAUUGGUGCUCCACUGUGAUGGGACUGGUGGGACACUCCAUGGGCAGCAGAACGUGAGCCUCCUCCUGCCAUGGCUGCUGGACCCACCAGGGCUGGGGCUGGGCACCCCCAAUCAGCCUGGGCACCCCUGGCCUCCGGGGCAGGGCACAGGGAGAGAAGAUGGCUGUAAGGCAGACACCACUGUGUCACCUUUAUUGCUUUGAUGGUUUGAAUAUCAGCAUCUGCCCAUGCUUGAGUGGUGCAUUAGCCCCCUCCCAUCACCACCACCACCACCCCCCCCCGGCUUUCCUAACCCUCCUCAGGAACAAAAACAACAACAAAAAACAAAAUCCACUUUUUGUUCAGUUUCUGUUUGGCUUGCUGCUCAGCAUUCAAAUGCACACCUUGGCACUUGGUGGGCUGUGGUUUAAAUGAAGCAAAAUGCACCAUGGGGCCACUGUGGCUUUUGCACUUGUACCUUUGUGUGAAUGUGUCUGUGUGUCCACUCCCAGCCCCGUGGCUGCCCAGGACACCAUGUAUCAACACUGCUGGGGAGAGCCUCAUUUACAAGGGGGCAUGAUUUUGAUUUCCUGCCUCACCUUUUUUGGUUUUGCUUCCUACUGAUUGUGUGUCUGUAAAGGAAAUUAGAAAAUAAAAUGUACUUUAAUUUAUUCUAUUUUCAGAACUGGAUAAGGAGGCUCUCUUGUUCUUACUUAUCCAAUAAAGUGGUCUUAAAUAAUUUCAAAGUCAUUAUUCUGAACAAGACUUUUCUUGUUAUAGCAACAUGCAUCUCUAGUUCAGGGAAGAAUUAAAAUACUGAUGAUGUAAAGAGCACUGAUGUAAAAAAGAAAAAAACAAAACAAAUCACUAAAAAUAUCAAUUUGUAAAAAUUCAGUU